Molecule: messenger RNA, 595 nt
Organism: Coccidioides posadasii C735 delta SOWgp
Lineage: Eukaryota; Fungi; Ascomycota; Eurotiomycetes; Onygenales; Onygenaceae
Biological process (GO): mitochondrial electron transport, NADH to ubiquinone
Source: RefSeq, a predicted model, not a curated record
GAUAUGCCUUGAAUAGACUGGGAAUAUAGCUGUGCAAUACAAAUUCCACUGUCAAUUCAAUUGUAUGUAUUUUACAUUGUCGGGUGUUGCCGGCGAGGUAUCCUGAACCGUUUGGUCACUCCCUAACUUAAAUAACUCAGAUUCCCGUAAUUAAAAGGGUCCCCGAUCAUCGCCUGCAUUGAAUAUUUAUCCGUCAUUGGCUUUUGUGAAGACACUGACCUCAAUUAAUAAUUUUGCUACUGUCCGCCUUCCCACCUACAUUAUGUCUGCAAGACACACAGCUCUGUCACUUUAUCGACGUGCUUUAAAACUUUCACUUGAUUGGGCUGUGCAUCGACAGCUUUGGCGUGGCCAGGCAGUAUAUAUUCGUUCUCUGUUUGAUGCAAACAAGGACGUUCGAGAUCCCCGCCAGCAAAGGGUUCUUUUUCAGGAAACAGAGAAGCUGCUGGAAAAAUGGAAACAUCCUGAUCCAUACCGCCCUCCGACUGCACCUGGUGGGUCAAAAUAUGAGAGAAAUCUCGAGGCACCUAUCUUGAACCCGCCCUUGUCUCAAAGUCAGGAAAUGGCCCAACGCGUCGCUUCGCAUCAGUAUUGA